AAACGUUUAUUGUGUGUGCGUGUGCUGGUUGUGUUGUUGCAGAAGUUUGUUGUGCAGAGGUUAGGGCUGUUUGAAUAAUAGUUUUAUUAAAUAUACGUGUAUGAUUAACACCUCGGCCUCCACGGAGCCAAAUAUGAUGGAAUACGAGUGAUCCCGUAACGCACGGUGUUUUUGAGCUAGGUAGCUACCCAGCCGGAGUGAAGUGGGUUAACCUGGCCUCCAAGAUGCUCCCAGCACAUGCAACGUUUUAUUUCCCAUGGGAAAUCAGAACUGACGCGAUAAAAGACGGAACUUCACUGCGGACGUUUGGCAGACUUGCGAGCUACCUGCCGGAGGAGUCCAGAGCUGUUCUGACCUGUGUUCGUGCGUCGGUGCAGCACCAGGUGUCCGUGCGGACAACGUUUGUAGAGCCCUUUCAUCCAGUUAUUGGGGCUCAGUACAUUGUCCUUGGAGAGACCGAAAAGGCAGAGGGCGGUGACGCUAUCCUGCACGCUCGCGUUUUGACCUGCGUGGACGGAGUAGAUGUUGCUCUGCUGCAGAAGGCCGUAGAUGAACAGAGGAGCUUUUUUAAGGACAGGGACGGUCCUGGGCCAGAGUAGAACCUGCUUCCAAGCACCUGCGAUACCAGGCAUUGGAAUUCGUAAUGGAAACUCAUUUUCUCCAGGCAAACAAUAAUUGCAGAUGUGAUGUGAUGGGAGAACUGCAGUAUAAAUGUAUCGCAGAUUGUAUAGUUAAGUCAGAAAAGAAAAGGCACAGGAGACAGUUUUGUACUUGGGAAAACAGUUGAUAAAUCAUUACUAAUUCAGCUCUUCACCUCUGAGACAUAACAUUGUCAGAUGUGUGCAUGGCUCCAUUUCUGUAUUUUAUAAACUAUUAUAAUAAAAACAAAAAUAGAAUUUA
This is a messenger RNA of Electrophorus electricus (electric eel), 900 nucleotides long. Lineage: Eukaryota; Metazoa; Chordata; Actinopteri; Gymnotiformes; Gymnotidae. The record is from RefSeq and is a predicted model, not a curated record.